AUGAAGGCAGAAGCAGCAGAUCUGCCUUCGCAGCAGUGCCCUAUGUGGUCCUCUGUGAGAGCCCAGUUACGCUGUAGCGACUGCUUCGUGUGGAACCGGCAGCAGACGUGGCUGUGCGUGGUGCCUCUGCUCAUCGGCUUCAUCGGCCUCGGGCUCAGCCUGAUGCUCCUCAAAUGGAUCGUGGUGGGCUCCGUCAAGGAAUACGUGCCCACCGACCUGGUGGACUCCAAGGGGAUGGGCCAGGACCCCUUCUUCCUCUCCAAGCCCAGCUCCUUCCCCAAGGCCAUGGAGACCACCACCACGACCACUUCCACCGCGGCCCCCGCGACCCCCGCCUCCGGCGGCGCCGCCUCUUCCAGGACGCCCAACCGGAUUAGCACCCGCCUGACCACCAUCACGCGGGCGCCCACUCGCUUCCCUGGGCACCGGGUGCCCAUUCGUGCCAGCCCGCGCUCCACCACGGCACGGAGCACGGCGGCCCCCUCGACGGUCCUGUCCACCACGGCCCCUGUCUUCAGUAGCAGCACGCCCGGCUCCAGACCCCCGGCGCCAGGAGCCCCCAGCACCCAGGCAAUGCCCUCCUGGCCCACUGCGGCAUUCGCUACCUCCUCCUACCUUCACGAUUCCACUCCCUCCUGGACCCUGUCUCCCUUUCAGGAUGCUGUCGCCGCCUCCUCCUCCCCCACCACCACCACCUCGUCUUCCUCCUCUACCACCACCGCCACGCCAGAGACCAGCACCAGCCCCAAAUUUCACACCACCACGUAUGCCACCGAGCGGUCCGAGCACUUCAAGCCCUGCCGAGACAAGGACCUGGCCUACUGUCUCAACGACGGCGAGUGCUUCGUGAUCGAAACCCUGACCGGAUCCCACAAACACUGUCGGUGCAAAGAAGGCUAUCAAGGAGUCCGUUGUGAUCAAUUUCUGCCGAAAACUGACUCCAUCUUAUCGGAUCCAACAGACCACUUGGGGAUUGAAUUCAUGGAGAGUGAAGACGUUUAUCAAAGGCAGGUGCUGUCAAUUUCAUGCAUCAUCUUUGGAAUUGUCAUCGUGGGCAUGUUCUGUGCAGCAUUCUACUUCAAAAGCAAAAAACAAGCUAAACAACUUCAAGAGCAGCUGAAAGAGCCGCAGAGUGGUAAAAACUACAGUCUCAAAGCAUCCAGCACAAUGGCAAAGUCAGAGCACCUGGUGAAGAAUCAUGUGCAGCUGCAGAAUUACUCAAAGGCGGAGAGGCGUCCUGUGACGGCACUGGAGAAAAUGAUGGAGUCAAGCUUUGCUGGCCCUCAGUCAUUUCCAGAGGUCCCUUCUGACAGAGGAAGCCAAUCUGUCAAACACCACAGCCGGAGUCUCUCCUCCUGCUGCAGUCCAGGACAGAGGAGUGGUGUGCUCCACCGGAACGCCUUCAGGAGGACACCCCCCUCACCCCGAAGUAGGCUGGGCGGGAUUGUGGGGCCAGCGUAUCAGCAACUUGAGGAAUCAAGGAUCCCCGACCAGGAUACAAUACCUUGCCAAGGGAUAGAGGUCAGGAAGACUAUAUCCCACCUGCCUAUACAGCUGUGGUGUGUUGAAAGAUCCCUGGACUUAAAGUAUUCAUCCGCCGGUUUAAAAACCCAACAGGAUGCAUCAGUCCAUAUGCAACUGCCUUCGAGAGAGACAAACUCUUAUUUUAAUAGCUUGGAUCAAAAGGACCUGAUGGGAUAUUCAUCCCCAAGGGCCAGUUCGGUGCCCAUCAUCCCUUCAGUGGGGCUAGAGGAAACCUGCAUGCAAAUGCCAGGGAUUUCUGACGUCAAAAGCAUCAAAUGGUGCAAAAACUCCUACUCUGCUGAUAUUGUCAAUGUGAGUAUUCCAGUCAGCGAUUGUCUUUUAGCAGAACAACAAGAAGUGAAAAUACUGCUAGAAACUGUCCAGGAGCAGAUCCGAAUUCUGACUGAUGCCAGGAGGUCAGAAGACUACGAACUAGCCAGUGUAGAAGCCGAGGACAGUGCGAGUGAAAACACCGCCUUUCUCCCCCUGAGUCCCAUGGCCAAAUCGGAACGAGAGGCACAAUUUAUCUUAAGAAAUGAAAUACAAAGAGACUCUGCGUUGACCAAGUGACUUGAGACGUAGGAAUCUGUGCAUUCUAUGCUUUGCUCAACAGGAAAGAGAGGAAAUUAAAUACAAAUUAUUUAUAUGCAUUAAUUUAAGAGCAUCUACUUAGAAGAAACCAAAUAGUCUAUCGCCCUCAUAUCAUAGUGUUUUUUAACAAAAUAUUUUUUUAAAGGGAAAGUAACGUUUCAGGAGGGAUAAAGCUUACAACUAAAGCUUUUGGGUGGAAAUCUGAAUACAAUUUCAGUUAGUCCCAACAUUGUCCUCUUUGGCUCUUGGUAGAUGUGGGCGAUUCAGACCCUCAGCCCCACAGCACAGUGUCCUCGUCCAAAAGCACUGGCAGGUACCUGGUUUCAGAGACAAGCUGCACCCGAGGGCGGAUGUGCCAGUGCGCAGACAGCCCUUGCCAUUUGGCUUGGCAGCCCCAACCCCCAAAUUUCUCUUCACUCGACAGCCUCAUCACAGGUUAUGUCAUGUCAACCAAUGUAGUGUUUUCUAUUUCAUUUUGAGAAUGGCACAGGCCUGGGAAGGAGAAGGAGGACAGAGAUAGAGGGAGCCAUCGGGGCAAACUCAGCUGCUCUUUUGUGCCAUCUUCCUCUGAAUUUUGAAGGUGCAGAAUCUCAGAGCAAGAUAUGAAAUCAAUAUAUAAAAAAGGACAAAAAAAUCAGUGUCAUGUCACUAAAGUCAUGCUGAUAGAAAUGUUUUUCUUUGAGAUCGUUUAGGACGCCAAAGGAGCAUUUCUCAGUGUGUGUGUGUGCCUGUGUGUGUGUGUUUGUGAGAGAGAGAGGAGAGAAAGUGUGUGUGUGUGUGUGUGUGUGUGUUUGCUCCCUCGAGCACUGGUAUGCUGUAUGCACAUGUGUUCAUUGUGAGUAUGUGUGUGCAUGUGUGUGUGUGUAUUAAGCUUGCUAAAAUUUGUUCUGAAACAUCAGGGAAUCUAAUAUUUAAAAAAAUUUCCCUCUUAGAUCUGUUCACUUUAAAUUUUUCCAUUAAGUAUAAAGUUCAGUUAGUAAGUUCUUACAUCAAAGUCACUUGCAUGGUGGGGUCCUAUAAAACUGUUGACAAUGUCUAGACCAUUUUCUGAUGUGAAUACUUCUGAGAGGAACAACUGUAGGUUCAUUGAUGAUAUCUGUAUCAUAGGAGAGUUGAAUGUGUGUGUUUAUUUUGAAUCAUGCGUACUUAAAUUAUUCACACAAGCCGAUGACCAAAUUGACAGUUAUCCUUUGCUUUUUCAUGAGCCUCAUUAGUAUUUAUUUUGUAGUUAGUCUACAACUUGUGGACCAAGAUAUUGGCUUCUGUGGUUAAUAUGGAAAGAAUAAAUUGUUGAAAUCACAAAGGCAAGUAUUCAGUUCACAGGAAGCCCUCAAAAGAACAGUAAAUUGUAUUGUAUGUUCCUUUGGAAUAAAGCAAUAUUUUUACCACUGCUGAGGUGAGCGGGGACUC
Messenger RNA from Myotis brandtii (Brandt's bat), 3525 nucleotides. It is a transcript of the gene NRG3, whose product is annotated as neuregulin 3. Gene Ontology annotation, molecular function: chemorepellent activity. The transcript is spliced from 11 exons. The coding region runs from base 1 to 2094 and encodes 697 amino acids. The record is from RefSeq and is a predicted model, not a curated record. NCBI's taxonomy places the organism in Eukaryota, Metazoa, Chordata, Mammalia, Chiroptera, Vespertilionidae. Gene Ontology annotation, biological process: nervous system development; intracellular signal transduction; animal organ development.